Messenger RNA from Crotalus tigris (Tiger rattlesnake), 4114 nucleotides. RefSeq names its product TNF receptor superfamily member 19 (gene TNFRSF19). The transcript has 11 exons. Gene Ontology annotation, cellular component: plasma membrane. The coding region runs from base 1283 to 2317 and encodes 344 amino acids. Gene Ontology annotation, biological process: positive regulation of JNK cascade; positive regulation of canonical NF-kappaB signal transduction. Gene Ontology annotation, molecular function: signaling receptor activity; protein binding. The record is from RefSeq and is a predicted model, not a curated record. Lineage: Eukaryota; Metazoa; Chordata; Lepidosauria; Squamata; Viperidae.
CCCCACAGGCUGUAUUAUAGUUCUCUAACCAGUCCCACAGCAUUGAAUGAUGUCAUGGGAUCAGUUCAGCGAGAUGAAAGGCAUUAAGCGGAACCCGCUGGCACUGGGGAAAACUUCCAACACACAAUCCGUGAGGAGCACAGCUUGAGAACAAAAAAAAAAAAAAAAAAAGGAAAAGGAAAAAAGAAAAGAUCAGCUAGAGACCCAGCUACUCAAUUCCAAGAAAGACGGAUUUUUUCCCUUUCCAAAGAAAAAAGGAAGGAGGCCUUUGAUGUACGGCAACAGAUCACUGAUCAGAUUACAAGCAUUUGGUCUCACUGCUUGUCUGCCUUUGAUGUGUGUGUUUAAUUUCAUUUUCCUGGAUUUAAAGUUUGCCUGGGCUUGUACGUUUAAAAAAAUUGAAAAGAUGAAGGUGUUUAAUAUAGGAGCUCUGGCAGAGUAAAGUUCAGUUGCAGGAAGCGUGGCUGUUGGAUGGGCAUCAGGAUAAUCAGGUCAGUUUCUUUCUUAAAGGAAAAAUGCAUACACAAAAGUUUGAGUGGCAGUAUUUCAUCUUUAGAUUGCUGAUACUUUUGAUAUACGUUGUCCUUGGGAAGGACUUGAUGGAUUGAAAAAAGUGCCAGGUCCAAUUUAAACAUCUGGCAGACUGUGUGACAAAUAGUAGUAAUAAUAAUGGUGCAUCUGACUGACUGCAACAAACCAUAAUAACAUUGUACUGGAAUAUUUACAAAAAAUACUAUUUGCCUGCAAGCAAGUACUGAUGGGACCAAAACAUGACAAAGAAAUAGAAAAUGCAGAAGCUAAAAUGUCCUGGGACAUCAGAAUUCAUAAUACUGCAGACUUAACAACUGUUGAUAAGAAAGACAAAAAACAUGGUAAUACCUGGAAAUUGCAGAAGAGAAGAGAAAGAACUGAAGAAAAUCACAAAAUACAAAAAUCUGCAAAUAAAAGUAAAAUGACUAUGGCAAAAGAAAGCAAAGACAGUGCCAAUAGUACUUGCGUGCAAUCUCAAAACAUCUAGAGCACAACUUCAAUACUAUUGCCAUUGACAAAAAUUACAUCAGCAGUUCCAAGUACAUUUCUGUUCUAUGUAUUUUCUUGGGAGCAAAUUCUGAGCAUGUAUAGGACUAUUCUUCAAAGAUUCAUUUCUUUAAUAAUGUAAUCUUAACAGCCUCCCUCUUGUUUGUAGUUAAAUGUUAUAAUUUGUGAAACUGGAGAGUGCAGAGAGCAGGAGUACAGAGAUUAUGACGGAAACUGUAUAUUGUGUGAACAGUGUGGCCCUGGAAUGGAAUUAUCUAAGGAAUGUGGUUUUGGAUAUGGCGAGGAUGCCCAGUGCAUGACAUGCAGGCCAAACAGAUUCAAAGAGGACCGGGGCUUUCAAAAAUGCAAACAAUGUUUGGACUGUGCUUCAGUAAAUCGAUUUCAGAAAAGCAAUUGUUCUGCCAUUAGCAAUGCUGUUUGUGGAGACUGCUUGCCUGGAUUUUAUAGAAAGACAAAGCUUGGGGGCUUUCAGGAUAUGGAAUGUAUUCCUUGUGGUGAUCCACCUCCUCCUUAUGAACCACACUGCACCACAAAAGUGAAUUUGGUGAAAAUUCCAUCCACUGUUUCCAGUCCACGAGACACUGCGCUCGCUGCUGUGAUAUGCAGUGCACUGGCAACUGUACUUUCAGCGCUCUUCAUCCUGUGUGUUAUCUAUUGCAAGAGACAAUUCAUGGAAAAGAAGCCAAACUGGUCUGUACAAUCACAGGAUGUUCAUUAUGAAGGUUCAGAACUUGCAUGUUUUGAUAGUUCACAGCUUAAUAUAUAUGAACAUAAAACAUGCUGCCAGGGCCAGCAAGAUUCAUUACAGAUGUGUGGCCCAGUGCACUUGAUUCCAUCAUUAUGCUGUGACGAGUCCUGUAGCUUUGAACAUAGUUGUCAUAGCUGUCCUUUUCACUCUCAGUCUACGCUUCAUGAAAGGAAUUCUAAUUCCGUUGGAGAAAUGAUUCCAGCAUUUCUUGGUUCUCUUUCACAUUCCACUUGUGGAGAUCUUUCAGAUGCUUGGCCUCUCAUCCAAAAACCAGGAUAUUGUGAUAGUAUUUCUUUCUCUGAAUCAUACCCUGAACUAGUGGGAGAAGAUGAACAUCUUUUCAUCCCCUUAGAUAUAGAAAGAGACGCUGUGGAUUCAGAUAACAAACAGGAUUUAAAUGUAGUCACAUCUACAAAAUCUCAUUUUGGAAGCUUGACAGAAUCACCUAAACUUUCCAGUAUCACUGCUCCCUUAAAUCAAGUUUUGGCUGCUGAAACAUUCUCAGCAACAGAGUAUGACAGAACAAACUGAUAAACAGGAAUCUGCAUGAGCCUUUCUGGCAGCCCUUAAACUGAGUGCCUUUUUCUAAUGUUUAUGAAUGGAAUGCUGCCUGGAUCUCAGUGGUACUGCUUCAAAAACAGCUGAAAUAAAUUGACAGCAUUUGAAAGCUCUUUGGCAGUUGGAUUUACAAUAAAGCAGCUGUAUGAGAAGAUUUCAAGGAGCAAUGUGGUCAAAGACCAGAGGCAGCUAACUGCGUGUUAUUCCUCAUUCAGACAUAGUUUGAUGGAUUGAACACACAGCUAAGGAGAUUAUGUAAUGAAAAGCGGUAGAAUAGUCUUCUGAGUAUAUGAUCUAACAGCAGAUGUGUGACAGGAAUUUGUCCUUUAUUAUAUUGGCAAAAGGAAGCAUUUGAUAGGAUUUGCAACAAGCUGUGUUGAAUCUCUGUGAAUGUGCCAAGAAUCCUAGCACUGCAAAGAAUCUUUUUUAAGAAAAAUGAACAUUUCUGAUUUGUCUAUACUUAUUUAUUGUGAACUUGGAAACAUCAUCUGCUGUCACAGUUCAGUAUUGUCUAAGUGUUUAUAUGGAAAAACAUAUUGUAGAAAUUGGAAAGCAGUGCUCAAGAGCCUUUUGCACAACUCUUUAUAGGGCAGCUCUCUGAUGUUUAUCUUGAACUAAAUCCUGUUGGGUUCAUUGCUGCCUACUCUGGAGGUAAAAUAACUCCAAUUUUCAAUGAAAUAUUUCUCUUAUAAAUAACUGCUGUUAUAUGCUGGUGUUUGACAGAAUUUCAUAAUUCAGAAAAACACAUUAGAUGUCAUUUAUUUCAGUAAGAAUGUUUUGUUAGUUAUACCGGGCAUUUAUUAUGUCAGUGAAAUUUAAAAUGCUUUUUUAUACAUUUUUUAAAAAAGAAGUUUAAAAUAAAGCCUGAAAUUAUAAAAGUGUUUGGCCCUUUGAUCAGUCUCAGGAUCCUAGGAUUCCUUAAAUUUCUUUAAAAGAAAGAAAAAAAGAAAGAAAUGAACAGAGCCAGAGCAGAAGGCAUCCAGGACCUGAAACUAUCUACCAUUUCCAACCUUUUCCAUGUCACCAACUAGACAAGAAAAAUAUAGAUCAGCAGUGGGACUAUUAAAAAAAAAAUCCCAUUGCUUGAAGAAGUAGGUAGAGAUGUAUAUAUUAGUAAUUAUUUCUGCUCUUUAAAAUAGUAGUCAAGAGAGCAUUAGAAUAGUUCUGCCACUUUGCAAUCCUAUUCCCUCUUACUUGUGGAUAAAAAUCGAAUUCAACAGAAUCUAUUUUCUCAGUAGAAAUGGAUAAAACUGCAGUCUUAAAAGCUACACUUUUAAACCCACCAAUACGUAAUUGAGGGAAUACAAACUUAUAUAUACUUAUUUGAAAUGAAAGGUCCAUGAGAAAGUAGGAUAUAAGGUCAGACAUGCAAGGCAGAUAGGUAUGCAAAGAUCAGGGUACUAUGUUAACAUUAUUAUUGCAAAAUUCAUGUUUAUAUCAUUUUUGCAUGAGGAACCGUAUGUUUAUGUAAACUUUGUAAAUAAACUGACAUGCAUUUCAGUAUUCUGUAAAACAUUUGGUAAAAUAUGUAUAGAAAUUUCACCUAUGAAAGCUCUUUCCUAAAUUAAUUUUGUCAUCUUUAUCCAUUAUCUAUGUUAUCUAUGGACAAUGGUAAUUUUGUAUGUGUAAUUUACACUCUAUAGCAAUGAUGGCGAGCCUUUUAGAGACCAAGUGCCCAAAAUGCAACCCAAAACCCACUUAUGCAUCAUCGGGUGCCGGGUGGGUGUGGCCCAUUGGCUUGGUGUGGCCCAUUGGGUGGGCAUGGCUGCG